Molecule: messenger RNA, 1494 nt
Organism: Haemonchus placei
Lineage: Eukaryota; Metazoa; Nematoda; Chromadorea; Rhabditida; Trichostrongylidae
Source: the annotation of a GenBank genome assembly
AUGAUUGUACGAACACUAUCCAUCACCUCAUAACGCUUACAGGACUCUAAUAUUGACGUCAUCAAUAACAAAACAGCGUUUAUGUGGUUCUGACGUAUUUCUGAGAAAUCGGUCCUCUCAACCCAAUCAAGAAGUAGCAAUAUAUCCUUUGGUGUGGCUAUAGCGAUCAACGCAGCAACAGCAAGUCUCCGCAGCUUUUCGGCUCGACACCAUAAAAGUACACGAAGCAGCGCGAAUAUAAAAGGCUGUAGAGGAAAAUCCACUGCUGUUUUCUUCGCAUUUGUUCCGACCGUAGCCGUAACGCCAGCAUUUGACGGAAAAAGGUGUGUGAGAAAAAUAAGAAUAGGAUAGACACUGAACUCGUCUUUGGGAGUACGUAGUUGAUCGAAUAAAUAACUGUACAACGAGGGAAACCUUGUGAAGAAUUCAUACGAACUCUGACGAUUUUUCGAGUCCACUUGGAGGUCUCGUUGACUCUUAUGAGCAACUCCGAAUAUUCGCGUUCUAAGAGCUGCCGCUAGCUGAGCGGCUGCAUUGCGUUCCGGCCACGUGGCAGCUGAGCAACCAUCAACAGCUACACGACAAGCCCACUCUAAGGCAGCCGUAAUUCGAUCUCCAAGAGCUGCCGACGAAAAUAUCGCCCUAAGCACAUUGAGCGAGUGUACCCGAUAGGUGACAGAUUUAUGACUCAUUUCCAGAAGAGACUUGAGAGCAAUUUUGAGCGACUGGCUGGCAUGAUUAGGUGGUUCGGUCGCCAGAAUAGUGGUAACAAGAUGAGGGACACCGGCACUACGUCGGGUUGAGCACAGGUUUUGCGAAUCUUUCUUUCCAUCCAAAGCAUUGAGAAUUUCGCGCAACCAUUCCACGGGUUUUGGCAGAGAAGGAUCAUCGCUUUUCCAAAGAUAAGUGCACAAUGAAGAGAAGCCUUCCACUGCCGUUUCAAAUGCUCCACAAUGUUUGCACUCGGUAAGCUGCAGCCAGUAAAAAGCCCCAAUGCGAUGAACAUGCUCAGGGGAGAGAAUUGAAAGUGGACAAAGCUUCACUACUGCCCAUGAAAGGAUCGCCGAUACAUGCUUAUGAGCUCGCCAACAGCAAACCAGUAGUAAUUGGGACACUUCUGCUGCCAUGUGAAUAGAAUUCCCGUUCGCCGAAGAAAUCGCCAAAUUCCUCAACGCAUCGUCCGGAACAAAGCCCUCCGGUGACAUUGAAUGGACUGCUGGUGUCACCUGCAUCCUGUAGCCAGUUGCUAACGUAUUGUGCGAGCGAAUUGAUUUCAUCAUUUCGAUAGUUUCACUCUUGAAAGUCAUAAAAUCAAAACCUUUCACCACCGGAAGAUUUUUGAGUAUUUCCAGAGCUGUAGUUUGACAUAACUGGAAAGAAUCAUCCAAACAGGAAACCAACGCAGCGAACUGAUGAGGUGUAAUAGUGUCAUACAGAUUGAGUUGUUCGAGGAAUAAUGUUUUUCCAUGCGGUCGCAAUGUCUCCUCAACAUAG